Molecule: messenger RNA, 288 nt
Organism: Capronia coronata CBS 617.96
Lineage: Eukaryota; Fungi; Ascomycota; Eurotiomycetes; Chaetothyriales; Herpotrichiellaceae
Product: 26 proteasome complex subunit DSS1
Exons: 3
Coding region: 1-288 (95 amino acids)
Biological process (GO): proteasome assembly; double-strand break repair via homologous recombination; mRNA export from nucleus
Cellular component (GO): proteasome regulatory particle, lid subcomplex; proteasome complex
Source: RefSeq, a predicted model, not a curated record
AUGUCGUCUGGUUCCUCCAACACACCCACCGCGAAGAUGCAACCUACUCAGAAGACCGAAGUCGACCCUGCACAGGCUUCCAAGCCCACAUCAAAUCCACAGCCUACACUCUUGGAAGAAGAUGACGAGUUCGAAGAUUUCCCAGUCGAAGACUGGGCACAAGAAGACACCGACGUGCCGGGCGGCACAACCCAUCUGUGGGAGGAAAGUUGGGAUGAUGAUGAUCAGAAUGAAGAUUUCAGCAAACAGUUAAAGGAAGAGUUGAAAAAGGUCGAGGCCACCAAAUAG